Messenger RNA from Cryptosporidium ubiquitum, 852 nucleotides. RefSeq lists its product as uncharacterized. The record is from RefSeq and is a predicted model, not a curated record. The transcript has a single exon. Gene Ontology annotation, biological process: box C/D snoRNP assembly; snoRNA localization; maturation of LSU-rRNA from tricistronic rRNA transcript (SSU-rRNA, 5.8S rRNA, LSU-rRNA). Gene Ontology annotation, cellular component: pre-snoRNP complex; nucleus. The coding region runs from base 1 to 852 and encodes 283 amino acids. Lineage: Eukaryota; Apicomplexa; Conoidasida; Eucoccidiorida; Cryptosporidiidae.
AUGGAAGUUGAUAGUGUAGUAUCGGCUGAGAAACUAGGUCAAGACAGAAAGUGUGAGAAUUGUGAUAAUGAUUAUAAGUAUAAAUGCCCAGCAUGUAAUACGAAAUCAUGUAGUUUAGAGUGUGUAAAUUAUCACAAAUUUAAAACAGGAUGUGAUGGAGACGGGUUGAAAAAACAUAUUGAAAGAAAUAUUGUUAUAAGUAAAUAUAACAGUGACGAUAUGUGGAGAGAUUUUAACUUUUUAGAAGAUGUGAAAAGAAGAGUGUUAAAUGCAUCAAGAAAUCAAGUAAAAGAGAAAUACGUUGAGAACCAAACAGUACAACAAAAUUAUGGGUUAUUUAGCAGUUUAAGAAGAAGAAUUGGAGAACAUAAAAAGAAAAACAGAAUGGGCGAAGAACAAAAGCUUGUGACUGUAAUAAAGGAAAGUAACAACUUAUCUAAGCAUAGUCCUAUCCCAUUAUUAAAAAAGGCUUGUAGUUUGAGAAAGAUUAAGAUAAGUUUUUGUCCGAUAAAUGAGAUGCAGAUAAGAAAGAAUAAUACAACAUAUUAUAAUAAAAAAGACGAUUUAUUAUUAUGGAAGAUGGAAUUUAGAAUAUAUGAAGAUAAAGAUUUGAUAGAAAAGAAACAUUUGGAUAGUGUAUCUGAAAAUGAAAUAGUUUCUGAAGUAAUAUUAAAGCUAAUGAGUAACAUAGAUCAAAGCAUGAUUAAAGAGGUGUUUUUAAUGGAUAACUUUAAAGAUAAAGCCAAUCGAACUUUACAAGAAAUAGAUAUAAGUAAAAGCUUUAGAGAUAAUUUAAUGGGAAAAAAUAUUGUAGAAUUUCCAAGAUUUAAAAUAGAAAUACAAAAGAAAUAA